Messenger RNA from Pelobates fuscus (common spadefoot toad), 2702 nucleotides. Its product is annotated as serine/threonine-protein kinase Sgk1. Lineage: Eukaryota; Metazoa; Chordata; Amphibia; Anura; Pelobatidae. Gene Ontology annotation, biological process: protein phosphorylation. The record is from RefSeq and is a predicted model, not a curated record. Gene Ontology annotation, molecular function: protein serine/threonine kinase activity; ATP binding. Gene Ontology annotation, cellular component: cytoplasm; nucleus. The coding region runs from base 507 to 1760 and encodes 417 amino acids. The transcript has 11 exons.
GAACAUAGAAUACAGGCGCCAGCAGCAGGCACAUCUGUCUGCUGACAUCUAUCAGGAGGGGAGACACAAAGAUAGACCCCCCGGCUCUUCCCUUUCCGUCCAAGUGUAAGUCUGCCUGCCUGACUAGUCGAUUUCUUUCAAAGCGUUCUAAGCUGGUUGGAAGAAGGAGGAAACGAUUAAAGCGGUUUAUUUUGUGGAUUCACUUUGGAUUAUUGCCCCUUUCUGGAUGAUCCAUAGAAUUGCCGGUGAUUCUUUCUGUGACUUUGUAACCUGUGGUUUACUGUCAUUUGGACUGUGAUGCAGCAGUGGGCUGAGCUAAGCAGCCAAUCUUUAACUGUUGACUUAUCUCCUCUAUGCUAAUCAUCACUGCUGUGGGUUAAUAAACUAGGCUUGCUGCUCUGGUGAGGCUCUUUUCCCUCACUCUGUGGAUCCUAUUCAGUCUUUGAGGGGAGGAGUGAGCAGUUCCUGUGGAUUAUAUUACUGCCACUUCGUAGCUGCAUACUAUCAUGAGAACUAAAACAGAAAAAUCCCCUCUAAAAGCUUUCAUGAAACAAAGGAGAAUGGGAUUGAAUGAUUUCAUUCAGAAAAUAGCCACCAACUCCUAUGCCUGCAAGCACCCCGAAGUUCAAAAUAUCCUGACAAUUUCAGAGCCUCAAGAACAGGAAUUGCUGGAUGAAAACUCCUCACCACCUCCAAGCCCAUCUCAACAGAUCAAUCUUGGUCCUUCAUCAAACCCUCAAGCUAAGCCGUCAGACUUUCAGUUCUUGAAAAUAAUUGGAAAGGGCAGCUUUGGGAAGGUGUUGCUUGCCAGACACAAAGCAGAUGAAAAAUUCUAUGCUGUUAAAGUUUUGCAGAAAAAGGCCAUCCUAAAGAAAAAAGAGGAAAAACACAUAAUGUCCGAGCGUAAUGUGCUAUUGAAAAAUGUAAAACACCCGUUCCUGGUUGGGCUCCACUUUUCUUUCCAAACAACAAGCAGAUUAUACUUUAUCCUGGAUUACAUCAAUGGAGGAGAGCUGUUCUACCAUCUCCAAAGAGAACGCUGCUUCUUAGAACCUCGCGCUCGUUUUUAUGCUGCUGAAAUAGCCAGUGCACUCGGAUAUCUGCAUUCUUUGAAUAUUGUUUAUAGAGAUUUGAAGCCAGAAAACAUCCUUUUGGACUCACAAGGUCACAUUGUCUUGACUGAUUUUGGACUUUGCAAGGAGAACAUUGAACCCAAUGGAACAACCUCUACUUUCUGUGGCACACCUGAAUACCUUGCACCAGAGGUCCUUCACAAACAGCCUUAUGACAGGACAGUCGACUGGUGGUGUCUUGGAGCAGUGUUGUACGAGAUGCUGUAUGGCCUGCCUCCAUUCUAUAGCAGGAAUACAGCUGAGAUGUAUGACAAUAUAUUGAACAAGCCACUGCAGCUUAAACCAAACAUUACCAACUCUGCCAGAAACCUUCUGGAGGGUCUUCUGCAGAAGGAUCGAACUAAAAGAAUUGGUGCCAAGAAUGACUUUAUGGAGAUUAAGAACCACAUCUUUUUCACUCCAAUUAACUGGGAUGAUCUCAUCAAUAAGAAGAUUACACCUCCUUUCAACCCAAAUGUGAGUGGGCCUAGUGAUUUGCAACACUUUGAUCCUGAAUUCACGGAAGAGCCUGUUCCAAAUUCAAUUGGCGAGUCUCCUGACAGCAUCCUCAUAACUGCCAGUAUUAAAGAAGCUGCAGAAGCAUUUUUGGGCUUUUCCUACGCCCCACCUAUGGAGUCUUUCCUUUGAGUGGUCCUUGUUUGCCUUCUGGCCAUUUACAGUCAAGUCACUCUGAUUAGUCAAUUUUUUUGUUAUCUAAUAAUAUAUGAAAUUGCACAUCCUUCAUGACAGCAUCACAGCCUUAAUUUUAACAACAUCGUCAUUUUGCUGGAAGGGCGCAUUCGUGGAGUCAAGUCACAAAAAGGGCGAACUUAUAUGGACACUGCCCUCUAGUGUCAAGCUUAUGUCGAGAAGAACUGGAAGCGUCAGUGUGGCUGUAGAUCCCUGGCAAUGCUGUGAUAAACAGGAAAAAAAUUGAAGACAAGCAGCAUACAACUGUGUCUUUAGUAUGGGUUAUUUGCAAUGUGCCUUUCUCCAUUCAGAGAUAAUGUCAAGCUCAAGAUCUGUCCACAUGAGAUGGAAUUUCUUGAGUUGUGAUGGGUUUAUACAAGUGAACAAUGUUGUGAAUGUGACGCUUUUCACAGAGUAACUGUGGUUUUCACACGUUAAUGUGAUGCGUAAUGAUCACUAAUUCUGGGGCAUUGUACUUUUCUUCCAUAUGUGGAAGCUAAAAUUAAUGUAGCUGCAAGUUUUGUUUGUUUUAGGUAGUACUAACUAAAUGUAUUGCCAUCUGACUUGUGAUGACCUUUGUUUUUAUAAUGCUUCUAGGAAAGCAUUGCUGCUAUUCAGAUUUCUAUUUUUAGAAAUGGGUUUUAUGGACCAAAAUGCCCCAUAUUUAGUUGUUCAAAGUUGUAAUAUGUGAUUUAAAUAAACAUGUAUUUAUGUUAGUUUUUUUAACAUUCCUGACCAUUUUGUGCAUAUUGUAUAUAAUCAAGAGCUGUAUAUUUAAACAGACAGAUUUACGUGUAAGAGUUAUACAUAAUGCCAAUGUACUGUAAUUAAUAAGAUAAAAUGUAUCUUUUUUUUUUUUUUGUGACCAAACCAACGGUUUGCAAUAAAACUUUGAAAAUA